Messenger RNA from Zymoseptoria tritici IPO323, 897 nucleotides. RefSeq lists its product as uncharacterized. Lineage: Eukaryota; Fungi; Ascomycota; Dothideomycetes; Mycosphaerellales; Mycosphaerellaceae. The transcript has 2 exons. Bases 1 to 897 code for a protein of 298 amino acids. The record is from RefSeq and is a predicted model, not a curated record.
AUGACGACCCCGUUUCUCCUUCAAGAACAUGUCACCACAACCGCCACCACACUAAUAGUAGAACAAAAGUACUGGUCUUGGUUCAAGAACACCGGGCGAGGAUUUACAAUCAGCAAACAACAAGAAGAAGGAGCAGAACAGACCUCUACACUUCUUUUCACCGCCGAAACACGCAUCGCAGGGAAAUACCGCACAAUCUCAGACUACAACGGCACCCUCCUCUUCCAUCUUCAGCGCAACAAACUCCGCAAAAGCGAAGGCUGGGUCCUGACUGAUCCGGCUGAGAAAGUGCUGCUCAAGCUACGGUAUAGCUGGGCUCGACCGCACAUUUCGGACGUGACUUUCGGUCCGGACAAGGCCGAGCCAGAACUCACUAUCGUUGCCAAAGACUUUUGGUGGGCGAAUUUGGACAUCGUGCGGGUAACUGACAAGGUUGUUGUGGGUACGGUGAGAUGUACGAAUAUGUCGGCCGGGUUUCUGAGUCAAUUCAAAGUCACGCCGCCAAUUUGGGAGGUCAAAGUCACGGAGGGAACGGAUUUGGCUUUGCUCCUCACGAACAUCGUCCCUCUCGCCCUUCCACGUAGCCGACCACCUGAGCAGCGCCGGAUUACCUCCUUUCAACCAGUACUCCGCGAACGCCUCCGCGCUCUCAAAGUGCAUGACAAUCUUCCUCUCCUAACUCCUCACAUCUACGAAGCCUGCUUUCUUCAAGCCCUGCUCCAAGUCCUCGCAGCUUCCCCACGCGACAGCAAAAGCGACAUCGUUGGGUUCGAACGUCGAGUCGAGGUUGGAGCACACUUUGUUCCAGGGUUCGGCGAUUUAGCUUUGGACCAGAUUGUGGAGCCGAAUACUCCGUCUAAAGCAAGGAGGCGGUGCAUUUCAUUGACGGUGUGUUGA